UUUAUUCGAAAAUCAGUCAACCGAAACCUUUCUAAUGUGGACGGCGUUUUCUUCCGACGUAUCUUCCAAUUCAACUUUAUUACUCUAGACUGUAUUUAUCUGUGGGACCUGCAAGGAGCACUUAUGUCAAAACCAACUGAUUAUUUAUUGGUAUACAAUUGUUAGGCACUUCCAUACACUGGGAAAUUGUCGGAAAUGGAAAACCCAGCGUUUUCUGAUAAAGAUGGAAUGGAACUUAAAGAAAGACAUACAAACAGUGAAGAGGGUCUGGAUGUAAAAGUAGAUGUUCAGGCGAUCAAACUUAAAAGGAGUCUGGGCCUUAUCAGUGGUACCUCAAUCAUCGUAGGAACUAUCAUAGAUUUAGGUUCGCUGUCUUAUGCUGAGCUUGGAACUUUGAUUACAAAGUCAGGCGGGGAAUACCCGUACAUGAUGGAAGCCAUGGGGAGAGUUGUGGCUUACCUGUUCGCUUGGACCAAGAUCAUUGUACUCACCCCGUCCUCCAUGGCCAUCAUCUGCCUGACCUUUGCCGAAUACUUUAUUACUCUGUUUGACUUCUGUGGAGAGCCUCAAAUACCGAAGAAAAUUGUUGCCGCGCUAGCUAUGAUAACUCUGGCCAUAGUGAACUGUUGGGAUACGAAACUUGCAGCCAGUGUACAAGUCUUUUUCACCGCGGCUAAGCUGAUCGCUCUAUUUAUCAUUGUGAUUGGAGGUCUGGUGUGGCUAGGGAAAGGAGAGGUGGAAACACUACAGACAGGAUUUGAGGGUUCCACUAAUUCCCCUUCAGCAGUAGCUCUAGCUUUCUACGAUGCACUCUGGGCUUAUGACGGAUGGAACAAUUUAAACUAUAUUACAGAAGAGCUGAAAAAUCCAUAUGUGAACCUGCCUCGUGCUAAUACAAUAGGAGUACUUCUAGUCACAGUUAUCUAUGUGCUAGCUAAUAUUUCCUACUUAGCUGUUCUUGGAAAAGAUGGCCUUCUUAACUCAAGUGCCGUGGCUGUUGAAUGGGGAGAAAUUGUAAUGGGGAAGAACGUUGCAAUCAUUAUGCCAAUCUUUGUGAUGUUUUCAACAUUUGGUGCCGCCAAUGGUUCUCUGUUCGCUGGCGUCAGAACAUUGUAUGUUGCUGCCCGAGAGAACCAAUUCCCAGAAGUGCUAUCAUACGUCAGUGCGCGACGUCUUACUCCAAUCCCAUGUAUUAUAUUUACGACGGUGAUUGCCCUUCUGAUGUUAAUUCCAGGAGAUAUUGGAAGUCUGAUCGACUUCUUUAGCUUUGCUGCCUGGAUGUUUUAUGCUUUAGCCAUUAUAUGUCUAAUUAUACUGAGGUUCAAAUGGAAGGACCGUAAAAGACCAAUUAAAAUCUUUAUCCUGUUUCCGGUCAUUUUCUUGCUGUGUUCACUGUACUUGGUGGUGGCUCCGAUCAUACAAGACCCUAGACUAGAGUUUCUAUACGCAUUCCUGUUUAUUGUUGGUGGACUUCUGCUGUACAUACCACUAGUUCACUUUAAGAUUCACAAAGGUUGUUUUGAUCCGGUUACGCUAUUCUUUCAACUGUUUCUGGAAGUUGGUCCAAGUCCGUAUGUGCCUGAUUUUGACUAGCACAACUUCAGAUAUGUUUACUCUGAAGAAAUCCAAUAUUCAUGUGGAAAUGUAAAGCAAGACAAAAUACAUAGUAAAAUUCUCAUCUCUUUUUCAGCUAAACCUUGUUAAGUUAAACAUUAUUCUGUUUUUAAUACAAAGGACUGUGGGAAAAGAUAAGUUAUUGGAUAUAAUGGGAUUCAUUUUUUGGGGGAAGGAUGAUCAUAAAUAAUUGAGGUCUGCUGUCUCCUUAAACAGUUUAAAGGAAGUAUUUCUAAUUUAUGUAACUUUUUUGAAUGAGUCUGGUUUGAAAACUUAUCUUUACCGAUUGCCAUUUUAACCAUCGUUUAACUUUAAUUUUUU
Messenger RNA from Saccostrea cuccullata (small rock oyster), 1935 nucleotides. Its product is annotated as b(0,+)-type amino acid transporter 1-like. Gene Ontology annotation, molecular function: L-amino acid transmembrane transporter activity. The record is from RefSeq and is a predicted model, not a curated record. The transcript is spliced from 12 exons. Gene Ontology annotation, cellular component: membrane. Gene Ontology annotation, biological process: amino acid transmembrane transport. Lineage: Eukaryota; Metazoa; Mollusca; Bivalvia; Ostreida; Ostreidae. The coding region runs from base 196 to 1593 and encodes 465 amino acids.